Messenger RNA from Puntigrus tetrazona (Sumatra barb), 2771 nucleotides. RefSeq names its product PR domain containing 8 (gene znf488). Gene Ontology annotation, biological process: regulation of DNA-templated transcription. Gene Ontology annotation, molecular function: protein binding. Lineage: Eukaryota; Metazoa; Chordata; Actinopteri; Cypriniformes; Cyprinidae. The coding region runs from base 158 to 1660 and encodes 500 amino acids. The transcript is spliced from 4 exons. The record is from RefSeq and is a predicted model, not a curated record. Gene Ontology annotation, cellular component: nucleus.
UCAGCGUGGAUAAGUGCGUGACUGCGCAGCGCGAGAGACAGUCCAGAGACUGUCAGGAUCAGGAGACGGUCGUGAUCGCGCUCUCUGUGGAUAAUUAGACUGUGCACCUGCUCCGGAACAUCCUCUACCCAAAACCUGCUAUAAAUACGAAUAAAACAUGGAGCAAAGUAUUAUUCCUCGCUCCUUGUGGACUAACGACAGCAAAUUUCUCCACCACCAUGUCACGGACUUCUUCACCAGUGUACAAGUUACACAGGAUAUACCAGCUGGAACAUCAUUCGGACCUUGUGUUCUUCAUAAUACCUUUUAUGACACCAUAGCCUUCAUUGGAUUGAAGUCCUUUGACAAACGGAAUAAAUCAUAUGUGUUUCGGGUAGACCCUGAGGCAAUGAAAGGUUCUCCAUUAGUAGUUCCUUGGCUACGGUUAGUACAGGCUGCAAUGAGCACAGAAGACCAGAAUACUGAGGCCUACUUAAAAGGAGGACAGCUGCACUUUCGGACUAUUCGAGAUGUGAAACAAGGGGAAGAACUGCUUGUUUGGUAUGAUGAGGAGUUGUCACAUCUUUUGGGGUUUGAAGACAUAAAAACAAAAGCUCUGACAGAUGGAUACACAUGUACCAGAUGUGGCCAGGCCUUCAAGAAUGAAAACCCUUUCCUUGCCCACUGCCGUUUUUUAUGUGCACAGGAAAAAGUAGACAUCAUCCGACCGACCAACGAACAGAAACCAGAAAUCAAGCGACAACGCAAAAUCAUAGAUUUUCAUAACAUUGCGAGAGACCUGGAGCACAAAAUGAGCGGUUCUCCAGAAGACCCGGGCGUUCCUAGAAAAAGAAAACAAGAGGGCUCCCUAAGUCCCCGGAGCAAAAAAACUGUUUUAUUAGAGAAAACCAACAUCACGAAUCACGACAACACAACCAACGUCAACAAAGACUGUGCGCCUUUCCAGGAUUUGUCAGAAUCUGAUAAAUUAUCAACAAACGAGUCGAAGAUAAGUAAAAGCAGCGCAUUUACCGAGGUUCAAAAACCAGCAGAGCAGUCAAACCCCAAGCGGUUAUCCCGGGAUGUAAUGGCGCCUGAAGCAGGCCUGCAAUCAGACUGCAGCGCCUUCUCAUUCGUUGUACCGAAAAGCGCGCAAUCGGAACAGAAGAGCGCGUUUUGUGAACCCAACAAACGCACCAUCACCGAAGUUCAGAAUCCCUCGCCGGCACGUUCGGAUGAAAUCUCAGACUCUUUCAAAUCGAAACCUUCAUUGGGAUACAGAAACGUAUUGGCUUCGCACCUGUUUCAAGCUGACUUGUCAAGCGCUCACGCAGGUGGAGCGAUGUCCUCUCCGCUGGCUUCAGGAGGAUCCUUUUAUUACGCUCCCGAGCACUGGACCAGAUCUAUAGGUGGCCAGCUGCAGUCUACAUCUUCUUUGACACUUCUGCCCCCCACUUACACACCGCUGAGUGUUUCGGUGCAGAACUGGUGCGCCAAAUGCAACCUCUCGUUCCGAAUGACCUCCGACCUGGUGUUUCACAUGAGGUCCCAUCAUAAGAAAGAGUUCGCCGCAGAGGCUCAGGUGAGGAGGAGGAGGGAAGAGAAACUCACCUGUCCCAUCUGUCACGAGUACUUUCGAGAGCGUCAUCACCUCUCACGUCACAUGACAUCACAUAAUUAAGAAGAAAAACUCCAUCGCACUUUAACCAGGUACAUACAAGUAAUUAAAAUGCAUUGACCAUAAAUUAUGCAUUUACAGUGUGAUGGUCCCUUGGAGCUACCCAACUGACAAAAAUACGUUCCAAGAUCGUUUUGCUAAUGUUCCCGAGAUAUGAAAACGUGUUUACGUAGUGUUCUCUGACUCAGUUUUUAAUGUUUGAAAAACGCAGCUGUAAGAACCUUAAGGGAGCCAUCCAUUUUAUAAGUUUGCAAACAUUAUGGGAAUGUUAUGUUUGACUGGACAUGCUAAAACAGGUUAGACGAACAGUCAGCUAAAACAUUUUGAAAUUCCAGGUAAUACAUUCGAGUUUUGAGAACAUUAAAGUAAACUUUCUAUUAACGUUGUUCAGAGAACGAUGCCAGAAUGUUUUGAGAACGUUCUCUGUUCGCCCGGCGGCAUUUAGGUUAUAAGAAACACUGUCAGAAUAUUCCGAGAACAUUUUCUGUUAACUGGGUAGGUUGCUAUUGGACAGGGGAAGUAUUUUCCUGUAGCAAUACAUUACAGACUGACUAAAAACUUUUCAACCAUUUACCUUUGGUAAAGAUUCGUUAUCUCUUUCUCCAAAGGUCAGAGUCAUUUAUGUAAUGUAAUAUUUUAAACGGUGGGCUUUGGUAGUGCAAUUCAGGAUAGGCCUAUAUCGCCACUAGGUGGCUGUAGACAUGAAUAACUUUCUCUUUAGAGGUAGCUGUACCUAGUACAUUUAGUUGUGACUAAUACUGUUGAACUGCCUGGUCAUUUUAACUUAACAGUGCCUUACAAAGUCAGGAUGAGUACAUAUAAAUGCUAUUGAAAAACUGUAGAAUAAAAUGCUCUAGCAUUUUUAGGUUUGCUAACAGUUGAAACUAUUAUAAACUAAUAGCAUUGCUUUGUACAGAGAUUUUAUAUUUGAAAUAUCCAUCCCUUCAGAAAGCCAAAUCUUUGUUACAAAGUUCUUUUCAGAUGUCCACUUCUUUUUAACAUUUUUUUUUAGCAGCACAGCGACAAGGAGGAUGUAUUUAUUUAAUUAUGUUCUUGUUCUGUUCUUUUCUGAGAUAAGUACAGUCAUUGUAUUUCAUUAAAGAAUCUGAGCAUA